AUGGACCAAGGCUGGCUGGACUCCUUAUCGGAGGAUUGGGAAUCGCAACCAAGAUCCGCCGGUUCACCUGUACCGUCGCUACCUUCUUUGACAGAUUCAACGUCAGAGUCAUCGAGCGCUGCGCUGCACGCAAGUCGAAUACCAAAAUACAACCCCGAGAAGAAAACAUGGAGCGCGCAACCGGAGAAGAACAACAGCCCCCUAAGUGAGAGAAAUCUAAAUGACAACAAUGUACCGCUAUCAAUACGAUCAAAAUCCCAAUCAAAGUUACGGCAAGAUAUUUCAGCGAGCGUUCGGGGAGGCACCAGGCAGCGCAGGCGAACGUUGUCCGACUCGGCGACAAAUUCGUCGCAAUAUGGGACCAUACAGCGUAAAGCAGACCCGUUGAGUCAAGAGAAAGCAUCCAGUGAAACGCCUGAGUGGAAGCGCAGGCUGUUGCAAGGAGAUGUCGCAUAUGGCGAGCAACGAGAUUUGUUUACAGCCGCCGGCUUGGAGGAUAUGUUUCGGCCACCACCUACGAUGAACAGUACAGCACCAAUCAACCUUACCACAAAACCAACCGACGAAUCGAGUGUCGUGAUGCCUUCGAGUCCCCCUCCAUACAACAUUAGAAGAACACAUUCGGAAGAGGGGCACCUUAGUGAAACGCAGAAAGACUUGGAUGGGCCGAGAGACAAACAGCCUCGGAUUGUUAAGUACAGAAUGAUGGAUGGUGAUAACAGCGGGUUCUCCUCCAACGAGUUAAGUAGAAGCAGCAGUUUUCAACCACGGCCAUCAGUGGUUCCUAACAUUCGGGACGAAAGCUCAUUCGACAGCACGCCUCAAAACCCCGGAAUUGCACCUCCCCAGAACACAUACCCAGUAGAUGCUAUGAGCCGUGUUGUUAGUGGCCAGAGCGAUUUUCGGAACGAGGAGUUAAGUCCCAUAUUUAUAUCGAAGCAGAACACGGUCAGUGGUAGUCUUGACUUCGUGGCGAAUCUAGCCACCAAGGAUCUACAAGAAAGUCCAGAUGAUUCCCUGGAGGAUACACAAAAUCAAGUAGACGAGGACGCCGCCGAGUCUUCUCAGCUGGUUCUGGGCAAUGCUUCAGCUGACACCGAUGACUUCGCCCAUAACGGUAAAUUUGUGAAUCUACGGAGGGGUGGGCGCUCAGAAGAUGGCUCCUUUCAGCAGCGCAUGUUAAGUCCGUCUUCACUUCCAGCCAUAGACGAAUCAGACCUCCUGCCGGAAGAAUCCAUGCAAGCGAGUACACCUAAAAACCUAGCAUUCAUCAAGAAAACGAGAACAUCCAACAAUAAUCACAAUCAACCUUCUAGUACAGCAUUAUCGCCUAUACCUCAGACACCCGAAACAAGUCCUUCCAAAAAGAAGAAGAAUGAGAACAGUUCAGGAAGUCCUUUGAAGCUAUUUGGCACUUAUGACACGUUUACCAACCAAACACUUUUGAGAAGACUAAGCCAGUUUGAAAAAGACGACGAAGAACAAAAGACCUCGAAGGUCAACUCUGACUCGAAAGGGUCGUCAUCUGACGAUGUAUUUGCCACGAAUAAAUCUAAUGGUUUCAAAAGAGGCCCUAGGAAAGUCAAUAGUUUUGGCGCUGGCGAGUUAGAUAGCUUCCAAUUCAGCGAAGAGAUGUCUUUCAACUCUGAUGAGUCGAGAGGCCAGAUUGCGGAUGUCAAUGACAUCUCUCUUCCAAUGUUAAAACCUGAUGAACAGCCAAGCUUCAAGUUUCAACUACAGCCAUCUCCAGCAAUUGAAGACGGUGAUGUAGCUCACCGCGCCGAACGUACGACACUGACAAAGUCUACCAAGCGACGUAUCAGCAUUCACACGACGCGCACAACUUCAAGUGUCAACAAAAAUGAAUCUUCACAGGUUGUCGAAAUCUUGGAAACACCGAGGAAAAGAGUUGGAAACUCCGAGGGGAAACGGCUUCCACGAUCUCCCUUUAAAGACCCCACACCGAAGCGUCGACGAACGUUACAUAAGUCUGAUCUUGAGGAAUCAAUUGAAGCCCACAAUGAACCUGGAAAUGAUUCACUAAGGGAGACACACCACCAAAUUCAAUCGGUCAUUGGAAAGAAGAGGAAAGACGCCAGGCACGGCGAUGACCAGCAAGCCGCUACGCCGAAGGUACUCGCUAUGCGCCAAAUGUUGCGACCUCGAUCGCCGACCCCAAAUCAGAAAUUGAAUCAAGAAUCGAAGCGAUUGAACGAGGGCGGAUCAGCUGUUGUCGACCGGGCUACCCUCUUGCAACAAGAAAAGAUUGCGCGAAUCCAAGCAGAGUUGGAUUCAAAUAGCCUUCAGAACAUUCCAUCCAUUCUGGCUGCCAAUCAACAGUUGCUGGACGGCAAUCGAAAACCAUCUCUUAACACACAAGACUUCUUGGACGAAGCUAAAAUGAUUAUGGGAUACAUUCGUACCAAAGCACAGGCCCCGAGUGGCCUUGCGAGUGUAGAAGAAUCUGAGUCUGAGGCUGGUCGAAUACGUCCUGAUGGUUUUGGUGAUGAUGACAGUUUUGAAGAUUCCUACGAGUCAACAAGAGAGCCAUUUUCACGACCACCGAGUCGUGAUGGUGCCCCUGUUCAACGUUUACCACUGAAACAGGCAGAUCCGGAACUUCUUAAUCAUCUACGAAAGUAUCAAGAAAAAAGUGACAUUGACGAUAUUAUUGCUUCUUCUAUUCGAACAAUAGCACAAGCUAAGGCCUCAACUGAAAGUCUCAAGGAAGAAAUGAGCCGACAGCUGAAUGCGGCGAAAAACCUGCAGAGUGAGACGGCCAAUAACCCUUUUAUGGAGAAUAGCGAAUUUCUGCGAAAGAGAAAACACUCAUCAUCUGUAACUUCUAAUCAGAACGUUGACGAGGUCGAGUAUCCUUCGCAUGGGUCUAACUCCUCUGGUCGGUCGACUGUCAUGUCAAUUCCCACCGGGUCAUCUCGAGGUUCUGACUCGCGUCGAAUCAUUGAGCCACACACAGUUUCACAUCUUAUUCCCGAGCAGGUUGCGGGAAUGAUAUUUGAUCGUGAACGCAAUAUGUGGGUAAAGCGAAAGAGUGUUAGCCAGGAGAGCGAAAAACGGAACUUUCUUCCCUCGGAUGAUACCGACGAAGAUCCUUUUGGUGGGAUCCCAGAUCUGUCUGUAGACGAGACUCAAGAAAUGCAAAGAUUGAAAGGCAUCGCCGCCGAACUUCAGCAUACUACAGAGCGGAUUCGAGAGAAUCAUGCCAGAAACAGUCAAGCCGAGCCCAAUACUGCCUCACCCUCGCCUACCAUCCGAGAAACCAAGUCAGAGAAUCCGGUAUUGCCUACUAUAUUUGAACAAACAUCUGCUUCGGAAGAGCGGGUAUUUGCUACUGAUAAAGCAAUAUCUCGAGAUGAGAAUGACUCAAUCGCCGAACAACACGCAGCCGUUAAAGCGCCGCUGGAGAGUGUGGAAGUCAUUGGGAAAGAGAUCUCGAUUGUUGGAGAUUAUGCUGAAUAUACUCCACAUCCCAAGCGGAACGCUACUAUUACCUUCUCAUCACCUCUGGUCUCGGUUAUCCCGCCAAAUGUUGACUUUGACACUAGCUCUCAAUCCGAAGCAGACCAUCAGACUAGCGACGGGAGCCAAGAGGAAGGGGAUAGUGUUAUUGUCAGAAAAGUCUCGAGUAGACAAGUAUCAACUUCGGUCAAAACUCGUUCUUCAAGCAGCCGGAAAUCAUCUCGCCACGACUCCAUGGUCAGCCACAAGUUUUCGACCAGGCCUGUAUCGAGGAUUGAUGAACGUGAUGAGAGUGGAGAGGAAAGUGACCCUUCCUCACCAAAAAGAAGCGUCAGUGUCAUGGUGGCGACGCCUCUGCGUUCGAAGCAAGCGAGUGGCAUGAUGGUCGUGACACCGCGGCCGUCCCAUGACAUUGGAACCUUGACGCUUACUCCAAUGUCAGAGUUCACCAUCCAUCACGACGAGGAGGAGUUGGGUUUGAACGUUAGCUAUGUUGCCAACAACAAGCGUCACUCACAUGGAACAGACAAGCAGAAGACUUUAUCACUCGUGAUUAAAAACCUGGUAGAGAAGUUGACGGAAGUAGAACCUUAUGAACCGUUCUGGGAACACAUGAAAGAAAUUGAUCUGAGAGACAAGAAACUGUCCAACCUACAUAAACUCGACGAGUUUUGUGAGAACCUGGAAGAGAUAGAUGCCUCAAACAACCAGAUCAGCCAGCUAGACGGAGUUGCAAGAUCUGUGAGACAUCUACGAAUCAGUUACAAUUGUCUAACUGAUCUCACUGCAUGGGGUCAUCUGAGUAAUUUGCAGUAUGUCGACGUCUCAAACAACGAACUUGAGUCACUGUCCGCGUUCAAGCACUUGUAUCAUCUUAGGGGUAUUCGAGCUGAUAACAACAUGGUCACAUCGAUAGACGGGAUUGGGAAGCUUAAUGCACUUCUUAGCUUGCGGCUAAGGGGAAACCUGGUCGAGAAAGUUGAUUUCAAGAACACCGAGCUACACAAACUAACGGAUCUUGACCUUACGAACAACAUGAUCAACGCUGUUCUUAACUUAAAUGAAUUGAGCUCACUUUGUGAUCUCAAUUUAAGCGGGAAUAAACUAGACGAAUUUUGCCCUAACGGAUCAAAAGCCACGACAGCAAUGAAAUACAUCCGACUAGACGACAACAAUUUGGAAGAGAUCGACCUGAGCUUAUACACGAACCUCCGUCUACUAUCUGUCGACAGAAACCGACUGGGCAAAAUCCGUGGCCUGCAUAAGGCAACGCAUCUUGAUACUUUGUCAUUACGCGAACAAGAUGGAAAGGGGGCUCUUGACUUAUCCUUCCUUUCAGAAGCCUACGAGGUCCGUAGGUUGUUUUUGUCUGGAAAUUUUCUUGAAACCUUCAAUCCCGUCAUCAAAUUUCUUAACCUCCAAUAUCUUGAACUUGCAAGCUGCGGAUUACACGCAUUGCCCGCGAAUCUUGGCCAGAUGAUCUGCAACACCCGGGUUCUAAACCUGAAUUACAAUGCUCUAUCGGGCAUAUCUUCACUUAGGGGGAUUGUGAGGUUGAGGAAAUUGCAUAUCGUUGGUAAUCGACUGGACAACAUCACAGCCGAUGUUGAAACACUGUCAAAAUGGCGCGAUCUCAUCUCGAUUGACAUGAGAUGUAAUCCAUCCACCCUGGGCUUUUAUCCUCCUGCCUCAGACGAGAUAGUUAAAAGAUCUGAAGACUGCGAGACGCUGUCGCUCUUCAUUCUGGCCAAAGCGAACGUGGAAAGGGAUACUAAAUACACGAAAUGCCUGGAUAUGAGAACCAAAAUGGUCAGGAGAGCUUUCGAGCUGUUAGUAACAGCUAGUUGUAAGAGCGUCCGCACGCUUAAUGGGUUGCAUGUUGAUCGAAUUAUUAUAAGGAAAAGAGAUGAUGUAUUCAAAGGCCUGGUCAAGAUCGGAAUCGUGGCCGAUUCUGCUGAUGGUGCGGAUUCUGGAAGAGAUGACGAGAACAGUACUCCAAGGUCUCAGAAGACCGCGGAUCACAAGCAAUCUAGGGAUAGCGUCAAGUCUUCGCGGCAAGCAAGAGUUAGGCAGACGGAUUCAGCUUCUAGGGACGCCUCUACGGUUCGAAAAUCAUCAUCGCAAACCGAACGCUCAGAGUCUACUCAAACAACUCAGUCAAGUCCGUUUUCUCCUAGAUCUGUUCGUGGUGGUAAAGCCAGCGCAAGUGCAGCCGGCAUGUCGACGCAAAAGCCAAGAGAAAAAUCAGCCAUAUGGGGUGCGGAGGAUAGCUUUGCAUAA
Messenger RNA from Glarea lozoyensis ATCC 20868, 5760 nucleotides. Its product is annotated as L. The transcript has a single exon. Lineage: Eukaryota; Fungi; Ascomycota; Leotiomycetes; Helotiales; Helotiaceae. The record is from RefSeq and is a predicted model, not a curated record. The coding region runs from base 1 to 5760 and encodes 1919 amino acids. Gene Ontology annotation, molecular function: protein binding.